AUGGCGCCUAUAUUUCAUGGUACUCCUCCGCCGGAGAUCAGCAACCAUAAGGAUGACCUUGUAUCAAAGCGUGUUAUCUCUGUUGUUGGAACGGGCGCCCAUUAUCCUCCUCAUGAGCUCCGAUCUGACGAACUCGAAAAGCUAAUUUCUGCAUUCUAUGAUCCUAACGACCCAGGCACACGCAAGACAUUGCGAAUCAAUGGAAAGUCAAGAAUACAGCUCCGCCGUACCGCUGUGCCGCUUGAUGACCCCUUCUGGAGUGACCCGAAGCUACCAGAUAUUGCUGACUGUGAUGUGCUGUUUAGAAAAUAUGGUGUCCCAAUCGCAGAAGAGGCAGCAAGGAAAGCGCUUGCGGACUGGAAUGGCUCUUUGGACGAUGUCACCCAUAUCAUCGUGGUUACAUGUACAAAUACAGCAAACCCAGGACUGGACUACAUGAUUUGUGAAAGACUAGGUCUCCAGAAACAUGUACAACGCACUCUCCUCCAUGGGGUUGGCUGCGCAGGUGGUGCCGCCGCUCUGCGGACGGCAAAUGAACUUCUUCUUGGAGCGACCUUUCAAGGGAAGCCAGGAAGAGCACUUGUCGUUGCAUGCGAGAUUUGUACGAUAUUUUUCCGUUCAAUGCUCGAGGACAUUGUAAAAACCCAAGAAGCAAACGUUGCAAUGACCCUCUUCGGUGAUGGCGCUGGUGCUAUGGUGCUAAGCAAUGGGAUUUGCGCCGAAGCCUCUGAACGAGCUCCUCUCUGGAAUAUUUUGAAUUGUCGUACAACUCUUCUCGAGGAUUCUUCUUCCAGUAUCCAGUUCAACAUACGCCCUCACGGAUACCAUCCAGUGAUCACAAAGGAAGUCCCUGGACAGACUUCCGCGGCGCUUCCUUCCGGCUUUCACGACCUCAUAUCAUCUACCCCCUCAUUAUGUUCAGACAAGUCCAAUUUUGAUCCCUCUUCAUAUGACUGGGCGUUACAUCCAGGAGGUUACAGUAUCGUCGUCCUUGCGCAGAGUGCCCUGGGUAUUACGGAACACCAUUUGCGAAAGACCUAUGAGGUUUACCGAUUGAAGGGAAACACCAGCUCGAGCACUGUAAUCAGCGUUAUUAACGAGCUUGCAAAGGAACAAGGUACAGCCGAAUCUGGACGAGACAAAGUGAUUGUCGCGGCCUUUGGACCUGGUAUUACCAUGGAAAUGGUGGUCAUGGCCCGACCGGUAUAA
Molecule: messenger RNA, 1209 nt
Organism: Aspergillus caelatus
Lineage: Eukaryota; Fungi; Ascomycota; Eurotiomycetes; Eurotiales; Aspergillaceae
Product: thiolase-like protein
Exons: 3
Coding region: 1-1209 (402 amino acids)
Biological process (GO): polyketide biosynthetic process
Molecular function (GO): acyltransferase activity, transferring groups other than amino-acyl groups
Source: RefSeq, a predicted model, not a curated record